Messenger RNA from Malania oleifera, 2871 nucleotides. RefSeq names its product cryptochrome-1. Bases 190 to 2232 code for a protein of 680 amino acids. Gene Ontology annotation, molecular function: blue light photoreceptor activity; FAD binding; DNA binding. The transcript has 4 exons. The record is from RefSeq and is a predicted model, not a curated record. NCBI's taxonomy places the organism in Eukaryota, Viridiplantae, Streptophyta, Magnoliopsida, Santalales, Ximeniaceae. Gene Ontology annotation, biological process: entrainment of circadian clock by photoperiod; blue light signaling pathway; circadian regulation of gene expression. Gene Ontology annotation, cellular component: nucleus; cytoplasm.
AAUCUUAAAUCCCCCAAUUACAAUUUUUCUUGGUCCUCAAGUCUUAUUUAGUAUUUAGAGGAAACUAAGGAAACAAUUAAUUACAACAUCCCACCCCCCGCCCCCCACCCUAUUCUGCUCUGCUAUCUCAACAGAGAGAGAGAGAGAGAGAGAGGGGUGGUAUGUAGUUGAGAGAGGGAGCUGAGGAAGAUGUCUGGUGGUGGGUGCAGCAUAGUAUGGUUCCGGAGAGAUCUGAGGGUAGAGGACAACCCAGCACUGGCUGCUGGAGUGAGAACAGGUGCAGUGGUUGCAGUCUUUAUAUGGGCUCCUGAGGAAGAAGGGCAUUUCCACCCAGGGAGGGUCUCUAGGUGGUGGCUCAAUCAGAGUUUGGCUCUCCUCGACUCCUCCUUGAGGAGCCUUGGCACUUCUCUCAUCACCAAGAGAUCUACUGACAGUGUUUCUUCUCUCCUGGACAUUGUCAAAUCUACUGGUGCUACCCAUCUCUUCUUCAAUCACUUAUAUGAUCCUCUGUCUCUUGUUAGGGAUCACCGUGCAAAGGAGGCUUUAACUGCUCAAGGCAUAGCUGUCCGGUCCUUCAAUGCAGAUUUGCUUUAUGAACCAUGGGAAGUUAAUGACGCCCAAGGUCACCCAUUCACAACCUUUGCAGCUUUCUGGGACCGAUGCCUUAGCAUGCCUUUUGACCCAGAGGCACCUCUUCUCCCACCUAAGAGAAUAAUCUCAGCUGAUGUGUCGAGGUGCCAGUCAGAUGCAUUGGUUUUCGAAGAUGAAUCAGAGAAGGGAAGCAAUGCACUUCUUGCUCGAUCAUGGUCACCGGGGUGGAGUAAUGCUGACAAGGCUUUAACUGCAUUUGCUAACGGACCAUUGAUUGAGUACUCUAAGAACCGUAGGAAAGCUGAUAGUGCUACAACCUCAUUUCUCUCUCCCCAUUUACAUUUUGGGGAGGUGAGUGUGAGGAAAGUUUUCCAUCUUGUGCGUAUCAAGCAGGUCCUAUGGGCUAAUGAAGGAAAUGAGGCUGGUGAAGAAAGUGUCAAUUUGUUCCUCAAGUCUAUUGGACUCAGGGAGUACUCAAGAUACAUGAGCUUUAACCAUCCUUACAGCCAUGAAAGGCCUCUUCUUGGACAACUUAAGUUUUUCCCUUGGGUUGUUGAUGAAAUCUAUUUUAAAGCUUGGAGACAAGGUAGAACUGGUUAUCCAUUGGUGGAUGCUGGUAUGAGAGAGUUGUGGGCCACUGGUUGGCUACACGAUCGGAUAAGGGUUGUGGUUUCAAGUUUCUUUGUAAAGGUUCUGCAGCUUCCGUGGAGAUGGGGAAUGAAGUAUUUUUGGGAUACUCUACUGGAUGCAGAUCUAGAGAGUGAUGCUCUUGGUUGGCAGUAUAUAUCUGGUACUCUACCUGAUGGUCGUGAGUUAGACCGCAUAGAUAAUCCACAGUUCGAGGGUUAUAAAUUUGAUCCAAAUGGAGAGUAUGUACGACGGUGGCUUCCUGAACUUGCAAGACUACCAACUGAAUGGAUACACCACCCCUGGAAUGCACCAGAAUCCGUUCUACAAGCUGCAGGAAUUGAGCUGGGCUCAAAUUACCCUCUCCCCAUUGUAGAAAUAGAUGCAGCAAAGGCCAGGUUGCAAGAAGCAAUUUCAGAGAUGUGGCAACAAGAAGCAGCUUCAAGAGCUGCAAUUGAGAAUGGAACUGAGGAAGGACUUGGGGACUCCUCUGAAUCCACUCCCCUUGCAUUUCCUGAUGACAUCCAAAUGGAGGAAAAUCAUGAACCGGUGAGGAACAGCCCUACCGUGACUCGACGCUAUGAAGAUCAGAUGGUCCCUAGUAUGACUUCUUCUUUCGCGAGGGUUGAAGAGGAAGAACAUUCUAUGGAUCUUCGAAAUUCGGCUGAAACUAGCAGGGCAGAAGUACCAACAAAUACAAAUAUAAAUCAAGAGCCAAGGAGAGAAGCAUUAAACCAGAGGGGUAUGCAAACAGUUCGAAGCAACAAUACUCUUCCACAAUUUAACUUUGCAGUAGGAGUACGAAACGCCGAGGAUUCCACAGCUGAAUCUUCAAGCACUAGCAGAAGAGAGAGAGAUGGAGGUGUAGUUCCAGUUUGGUCUCCCCCAACUACUAGUUAUUCUGAGCAGUUUGUGGGUGAAGAACAUGGCAUCGGAACCAGUUCAUCUUACUUGCAGAGCCAUCCACAGUCUCAUCAGCUAAUGAAUUUGAGGCGGCUUUCUCAAACUGGGUAGGCAUAUUAUCCUUGCUAAACACUUCUAAGGGGAAAAGCAUGCCCACUUAUAUGAAACUGGCUCAGCCGAAAGCUGAACCAGUGGUUGAAAAACUGUAGAAUAAAUUUUAUAUCAAUGAGAAACUUCCUAUAACCACCUCCCCAACUCAGUUUCAGUUGGGAGUGAAUUCACUGAUGAUUUCAUUAUUUGGAUCGGAACUAUACCGGUUCUUGCACUGAGUAGUUCCAGUUAUUCUUCAAAUUUCUCCAACAGCUCUGUUUAUUCUGUUUAAACAGGUAAUGAUAUACCUAUGUGCAUUAUGCAACAACAAAACAAGCUGGCAGAUGAAGAGUUCAUAUGUCGUCACCUAAUCCCAGGCCAUAGGAUGAUAAUCCAGCGGCACAUGUACAUCUUAUCCACCCGUUUUUCUGGUUAGCAGUUCAACCUUACCUUAUUAAUGGUUGAGCUUCCAUAUUGAUAUUUGGUACAGGCAGAACAUCUAUCUUUUUUUCCUUGUACCAUAUUAUGUAGUUCUGGUGUAUAGUAGUGUUAUUGUCAUGAGGGAAAAAUAAGAUAGUCCAAAUAGGGAUGUGUAGUCCUCUAAUAAACCCAGGUUUGUGCCUUUACAAAUUAUUGUUUGGGUAUCUAUUUUUAUUCUAA